Trichosurus vulpecula (common brushtail) is the source of this 978-nucleotide messenger RNA. Its product is annotated as olfactory receptor 52N4-like. Bases 1 to 978 code for a protein of 325 amino acids. The transcript has a single exon. Gene Ontology annotation, biological process: G protein-coupled receptor signaling pathway. The record is from RefSeq and is a predicted model, not a curated record. Gene Ontology annotation, molecular function: olfactory receptor activity; G protein-coupled receptor activity. Gene Ontology annotation, cellular component: membrane. Lineage: Eukaryota; Metazoa; Chordata; Mammalia; Diprotodontia; Phalangeridae.
AUGCAAGACAUCAACAGAACCACUCUGACACCACCCUCAUUCAUUCUAAAUGGGAUUCCAGGAUUAGAGGACAUGCAUGAUUGGAUCUCUCUUCCAUUCUGCACCAUGUACGUGGUAGCCAUGGUAGGGAACUGUGGCCUUAUCUACCUCAUCUGCUAUGAGGAUACACUGCAUCGGCCUAUGUACUACUUCCUGGCCAUGCUCUCUUUGUCUGAUAUUGUUAUGUGCACCACUACUCUCCCCAAUGCAUUCUGUAUCUUCUGGUUCAAUCUCAAAGUAAUUAACUUCAAUGCCUGUCUGGCACAGAUGUUCUUUGUCCACACAUUCACUGUGAUGGAAUCUGGGGUCCUUGUGCUCAUGGCUCUGGACCGCUAUGUGGCCAUCUGUUAUCCUUUGAGAUAUACCACCAUUCUUACCAACUCCAUCAUCACCAAGGCUGGGAUCAUGAACUUAUUUCGGGGUGUGAUGAUCGUCUUCCCAAUUCUUGUCUUUAUCAAGCAGCUGCCCUACUGUCAUGGGAACACCAUUCCCCACACUUAUUGUGACCACAUGACCGUGGCCAAAGUCUCAUGUGGCAACAUCAAGAUCAAUGCUAUUUAUGGUGUGACAGUUGUCAUCCUAAUCGGAAGUUUUGACAUCAUCUGCAUUACAGUCUCCUACACCAAGAUUCUCCGGGCUGUUGUCAGCCUGUCAUCAGCUGAUGCACGACAGAAAGCAUUUGGGACAUGCACAGCUCACAUUGGUGCCAUUGUCUUUUCAUAUGCCCCUGCUUUCUUCUCCUUUCUAACCCAUCGAUUUGGGAGCCAUACUAUUCCCCCUUCUAUUCAUGUCAUUGUAUCCAACCUUUACCUGAUCCUACCCCCUACCAUGAACCCUAUUAUCUAUGGUGUGAAAACAAAACAAAUCCGAGAGUGUGUUUUAAGGCUCUUUUCAGGAUCAAAGGAGAAAUCUCAUAGUAUUUCCUUAAAAAUCCACUAG